Molecule: messenger RNA, 1809 nt
Organism: Centropristis striata (black sea bass)
Lineage: Eukaryota; Metazoa; Chordata; Actinopteri; Perciformes; Serranidae
Product: SPARC-related modular calcium-binding protein 1-like
Exons: 10
Coding region: 460-1809 (449 amino acids)
Biological process (GO): extracellular matrix organization
Cellular component (GO): basement membrane
Molecular function (GO): heparin binding; protein binding; calcium ion binding
Source: RefSeq, a predicted model, not a curated record
AUGUGUGGCCCUUAUCCUCUUCAGUACAGUGCCAUUUCUUCAGCAUCAGUAUAAUUAAAUCUAGCUGUUAUACAUCACUGCGAUCUUUCGACCUGUCUGUUUCCCCUCGUGGAUAUAUGAAGUGAUUGUAGCACGAGGAACGGAAAUGGGCCGUACCUUGAGGAGAGGAAAGGUCUGACCUGCGCUGCUUCACACACACGCGGACCUGCUUUUACGCGCGCUGGUGAGCUGCUGCAGCAGCUCGAGACCUCUGAUCGACAACAUGGGCAGCCGCGUGACACCUGAAGAAGUGACGCUGAAGUUAGUUUAGACCUUCAUCACCACCUUCAUCACCAUCAUCAUCACCACCAGCACAGACUGGCUGCAGCCGCUCCGCGCGCACUGCGGCGCUUUGAAACCUCGGAACAACAGGCAGCGAAAGGCGCGCGGCCGCUGCUCCUCGUGCCCGCGCUGGCAGGAAUGAUGCUCGCGUUCGCCUUCACCUGCCGCGCGCUGCUAGUCCUCGUGUUCUCCGAGUCUGUCCAGACCGACAGAACAGCGCCCUUCUUGCUCACAGAGAACAUGUGGCCUCGCGGCUGUGUGCUGGACUGUAAGCAGGGGCGCCACAGAUCCGUGUGUGGCAGCAACGGCAGGUCCUAUAAAUCACUGUGUGCCUUCCAGAGGGCGCAGUGCAUCAACACACAGCUCCGCCUCGCUCCACGAGCACACUGCUCAGAUCCGGGUCAGUCCAGAUGCCGGCUGGCGCGGGCUCAGGCCCUGGAGGCCGGUACCCUCAGCAGCCCUGCUGGUCCAGCAGCUGCUGUCUUUGUGCCAGAGUGCAGUCCGGACGGUCACUUCCUGCCAGUGCAGUGCCACAACCAGACCGGAUACUGCUGGUGCUCCAUGCCCGACGGCAAACCUGUCAGCGGCACCUCGGUCCUCCAUCUGAUCCCCAACUGCACCGAUCACAUCAUGUUGGCUCGGACCACAGAUGCAGAUUUGUUUCCAAUCAAAGAUGAAGUGGGUGACCCUGGGCCUACAGUGGACCCCAGAAAACCUGCAGUGAUGACAGCUCCUCCGUUCUGGGUGACCAUCCUGAUGAACUCUGACCCCAAAGGGAACCGCUCAGUCAGACGACCCACCGACAGUGCUCAGACUUGUGAGCACGAGCGAGCGCUGCUGCUCUCUCAGAUGACAGAGUGGCAUGAAGAUCGUUUUAUCCCAGAAUGCACUGCAGACGGCCGCUACAGCCCCGCGCAGUGUCACGCUGCUACAGGUUACUGUUGGUGUGUCCGGGUGGACAGCGGCAGGCCGCUGCCGGGGACCUCAGCAAGGAAUCGCAUCCCAGAGUGCACUGGGGCAGAGGAGGCACCAACAGACAGGAGGUUCAGGAUAAACCGUCUGCCUGGAUGUCCCGGAGCUCGUAAGAAGCAGUUCCUGCAGAGUCUGGUCCGAGCUCUGCAGCUGGAAGCAGAGCAUGCUGGGAGUCUGAGUCUCUACCACAGGGCCUCAAACACACCUCCCUCCAGCUCCCCCUCUCCUUCCUACAACACUCCGACCUCCGCCGCUCCUCCUUCCUCUUCCACUCUGGAUGCUGCUGCUCCUCCUGCUGCUCUGCAGGGUGUGGAGGUGGCUCUGCAGUGGCACUUCAGUCAACUGGACAAGGACUCUAGUGGGGUGCUGAGCGAACGAGAAGCUCGUCCUCUCCGUCAGUUCCUGCGUCAGAGGCUGAAGCCGCGGCGCUGCGCCAAGAAGUUCGCUCAGUACUGUGACCGGGACAGAGACCGAGGCCUGACGCUGCAGGAGCUGAGGGUCUGCCUAGGCCUCUGA